Messenger RNA from Nycticebus coucang (slow loris), 349 nucleotides. Its product is annotated as band 4.1-like protein 2. The coding region runs from base 30 to 299 and encodes 89 amino acids. The record is from RefSeq and is a predicted model, not a curated record. Gene Ontology annotation, cellular component: cytoskeleton; plasma membrane. NCBI's taxonomy places the organism in Eukaryota, Metazoa, Chordata, Mammalia, Primates, Lorisidae. The transcript has 4 exons.
CCUCUGCUAACGGCAGGAAGAAGACCCAGAUGAUGAAGUGUACUGUGGUCCUCUUAACUGGUUUCAAAUACCUCUGUGAGGUAGAGAAAAAUUCAGUGGGACAAGCAUUAUUGGACAACGUAUGUGACCAUCUGGAUGUGCUAGAAAGGGACUAUUUUGGGCUCAUGUUUUAUGAAAAUGUUGAGGAGAAGAUCUGGCUUGAUCCCACAAAAAAGAUAAAAACACAAAUGCGAAAUACCUCCUAUGCCUCCAGAUCCGGGCAGACAUUGUUUCUGGGCGCCGGCCCUGCCCCCCUGUGACUCGUGCCCUCCUGGAAUUGUACACCAUCCAAGCGGAAUGUGGAAAUUAU